AUGCGCAUUGGAGCCUCUACCAGGGAAUUGGCGCGUGCUCAAGGUGCGCGAGCUUUGCCUUCGGGCUACUCGCUUGUUUCCCGUUCAAUAUGGGACCGUCGCUUCGCCAACACUCCUCUACCGGUGGGCGCCUUCUUCUGGCACAAGACACAAGAUGGACUCUGGUGGUUGGGCAAGAUUUCUGGACCACCUCCUCUGCCGUCCGACUUCUACGUCGUCCACUUCUUGGACGAUCCUGGACCUGUCAAGCUCGCCCUUCCCGAUGUUCGCUACUCUGCCGUCGAAACCGCCGCCUCCGGAUCGUGGUGCCUCCAAGUACACAGCGGCAGCGCCCUAUUCAAUGGUGUUCUUUGCAACAUCGACAUGUCGCGUGACGACGUUGUGACCGCUUCGUUGUCUGAUGACGUCGCGCGCCCACAUUAAGAUGGCAUGCUUGGUUGUUUUUUCCUUCUGUUGCUCUUGCAAUAGCAUUAUUUAUUUUUGUUUUCUCGUUUUUUGUCUUUUGGCUUCAAUAGUCCGCCAGGUCGAGCUUUCUCUGUUCCCUGCCGAGGUUCUGCCAGCUGUUGUUUGGUGUCACGACCCCUCUUCUACUUGGUUUCGCUUCCGAAACGUUUGGUUUCCGGCCUUAUCGGUACGUUGUGAUGCUGUUGUACUUUUUCGUAUAUUUUUGUCUCUACUUCUUAGAGUUUGCGGGCUGAAGUGUCUCGUGACCUUUGUUGUCGCUCCCACGCUACCGUGGCGAUUAUUUGGCGUAUCUUAUCGUUUUGUCGACACAGGCCUUUUUCUUUCACCGUUCAUUUUCCGUCGCUCCGGCGACGCAUAUUUUCUUCGUUUCUUUCGUGUCCUCUUUUCCGCUUUCUUUUGGAUUCUGACCUGUUAUGGUAUUUGUAGCCUUCGCCUGUUGCCGCUCUCCCGUUGGUUUCCUCUCUGUUAGCCCCAGCUUAUUACUUUCUCUACCUUAUUUUUCUAGGUCAAACGAUGGUCUUGCGACCCAUCGAGUGAGAGGUGUGGGAGGGUAAAUUGUGGUAUUUUGGAGGUCCGCAUCCUCGAUACUCUCAUUUGGGAUUUGACAAGUAAUUGUCAAGUUCUGAGAUUUACGUAUCUGCGUAUGAGAACCUCCAGGGUGGGCUAGUGUUAUGGGAUUUGAACGUGUAGGGAAGUACAAACGGUAGUGCGGGCUAGUGCCCAGAGAAAAGUGCGGGAGAUGCAACUCCCCACGGAAGGACAAAACGGGGGACAGGAUCUAUUAGCCCCUGCUUUAGCAACUGAUCCUGGCCCCAUCCUCGUCAGUCCUCUACCUCCCCUUGGCAACAGCUACUGGAGCUGUUCCAUACGAGUUAAUAACAAGUGAGUUCGUCUUCACGGGUCUCCCAGAUUGCACCGCGCGUGCAUAUCCUUUACACUUGGCGUUGUCGGCAUAAGCGUACAGCGUGCUUGCCGGGGUUUGUGUUUGGGCGACUCGAGCCUGCUGCUGCACGCAGCUUUCUGCGCUUUCGUCUCCACACAACUUAGCUUUGCCUCGCUGAUCGGUAUGUCUCAACUUAGCGUCGGCUCCUCGGACUCGGCUUCGGCCAGUCCAGAGCCCUCAGAAUGUUCUCGCUCGCUGGUGUCUCCACACAGUGCUUCGGCUUUCGGGCCGACAGCCAACGAUUCCCAAUCGUCGUUGUUGCCGUCUUUUGAUGGCGCGAGUGCCGCUGACCCCAUCCUAGAAGCCACCCGUUUGUCAGAGCUUCGCGCUCAACGCCGACGGGAGGAGUUCGCCUCCACGGCUUCUACUGACGCUAGCCCCGUGGGUGCUGUCCUCAAAUUACCUGCAGCAGCAGAAGCUUCGGUUUCCACCUCUGUCUUUUCGAGUACUCAGCCUUCUGUUUUUGCAGCCGCUGGUGGUGUGUUCCAAGUUUUCCCGCCGGAACCACAUGUUGCUGAUUCCACUUUUCCCCUCACCUCCACCGCCGCUGACCCUUCUGCUGUUCGGGCAGACAUUGGCUUUGACAAUACUGGCUCUGUAGUGCCACGCUUA
Messenger RNA from Ectocarpus sp. CCAP 1310/34, 2020 nucleotides. Lineage: Eukaryota; Phaeophyceae; Ectocarpales; Ectocarpaceae. The record is from the annotation of a GenBank genome assembly.